CAUGCAUAUAAAGCUUGCAAUGCAUUUAAAUCUGUCAGUUGUCCUCUCUUCCUUUUCUGGUUUAAUCGUUAAUAGCUGACCUGUGGUGAUGUAACAAUUCUUCAAUCUUCACAGCUUUCUCUGCGUUACAUGAUUCUUGGCUAUAUCCAAGCACAAACGAUGAGAGGGGCUGAGCCCCCCACCCCAAUUUUUUCGAAAAUUUUAACAAUGGGGGCUGAGCCCCCCCACCACUAGAUCCAUUGGUUCAUCAGACACUUGUGGGCUUGCUUUUAUUGCGAGACACAUCAGAUAUACAUACUGUCUAUAUCUACUGAGGAGCCACUACUUGGAGGCUGAUUCUUCAAACUAUAAUUUUUUUAAAUAAGUCGCAUUUCUAGAUGUAAAAUCAUGAACGACAUUCUUAAAACACCGAUAUAAUUGACGACUAAUCGUUCAUUUUUCUGGUCUUGAAAUGAUUCAUCGAUGAUUCAGCUUUGCGUUUCGAUCAAAAUGGAAGCACCGCUAUUACCAUCAUUGCAAACAAAACUUUAUCACCAUAGAAACCGUGCAAGUAAUGAAAAAAUACAAAGGCAUUAAACGAUGCAUAAAACGGCAGUUACAUUUCUUAGUUUGAUUUUAAUAAUGAAUCAAUUGCACGGCAAGACCUAAGGAAGAGGCAUUUGAAUGCCACAACAAAUUGUAAUGCCAUAACAAUAACUCUGCUGUUUGAAAAGCCACGAAAGAUUGUUUUCCUUGUUGCUAAAGAUCAUUCUGAAUGUCUUUAUUCUGACAUAAAAGUUAGAGCUUUAACUAAAGCAGACUGAAAACAAUUCUAUACGCCAACGUUGAACAAGAAAUGAGGGGUACACAGUGGUUGCUGCUUUUAGGAGCUCUCUACGUUGCAUUCACAAACUGCUUAGGCAAAGAUGCUAACAACAAGGAAGUACUCUAUGAUAUUGAAGUGGACAUCGAUCGCAUACUUGAUACACAAACGGUUGUGGCCACAACUGAUGCAGAUAAAAAUGACCCAAGCACGAUUGACGUCGCUGCGUUCAACGUAAGAAUUUUCGGCAGAACGAAGGCGUCGAGCUCUUUCGUAAUGGGCAAACUCGUGAAGAUUGUUCUCCGCUAUGAUUUAAUUUUGAUCCAAGAAAUCCGCGAUUCAUCGGAAACAGCCAUUCAGAAGCUGCUGACAGACGUCAACAACAGUGGAUCAAAAACAUAUGCUUUGGUACAGAGUGAUCGACUUGGAAGAACAUCGAGUAAAGAGCAGUACGCGUUUUUGUACAGGUCAGAUAUCUUCACCAUUGGCAGUCAUUAUGUCUAUGAUGAUUCAGCAAACGAUGUAUUUGAAAGAGAGCCGUUUGUGGUCAAAUUCAACAGCAAUAUCAUGGCACUGUCUUCGUUUAUUGCGAUUGGCAUUCACACAUCUCCAAGUGACGCUGAAUCGGAGAUUGAUCAUCUUGUUGACGUCUAUAACGAUGCUAAGAGUCGCCUGGGCACGAGUGACGCAAUAAUCAUGGGCGACUUCAAUGCAGGAUGCAGCUACGUGAGUGACUGGUCAUCCAUUAGAUUGGCAACUGAUCGCCGAUUCUAUUGGCUCAUCAAUGAUGUUGAAGACACCACAUCAAGCAAUACCGAAUGUGCCUAUGAUAGGCUUGUUGUUGCUGGAAAAAACAUGAUCGAUGCAGUCGACCCUUUGAGUCCUUCAGUUUUGCACUUUGAUUCAGAGUUUGGCCUUUCUUCUAGCGAGGCUUUAAAAGUCAGUGACCAUUACCCAGUCCAGAUGAAAAUUCGAACAAAACAAGAUUCAGAAAGAACUUCACUUACAAGGAUGAUUAAGGUAGAAGACAAAGGAAGCAUCACUGCCAUUCCUACGGUACCACUGAAUCCUCAAGGGUACAUCGUGGAACGCCUCUUUGGUGCAACAGGAACUCUUCUGGGAUUCCUACUGAAAUUCCAAGCUUCAGACCUCGCUCAAGGUAUCGUAAACCUAAAAAAACUGAAGACAGAUAUGGAUCCGUUCGUUAGCUCAAUUCAAAUCAGCUCUGCAGAACGACAACUGAAGGAUAUCUCAAUGGUUAAGUUCCUGCCAAAGAACAACGGUGUGUACUUCACACUUCGGGAUUAUUAUCAAGGGGUCCCGCGGCUCUACACGGUCAGCGCAAAAUGUGAAAUCGCAAAAAAGAGAUGCAUGGUGAUGGAAGAAGUGCAAAAUGCUUUAUCCCCAUAUGAAAACGUUUCAGUUUGCAGUAGACCAGAUCGCAACAUGACGGUAUCUAAUGUUCUUUGGUUUGCAGCUCUAAUUUUCACAAUAUCUUGCGGGGUUGUGGCCACAGUUGGUGAAGAAAAUGACCCGAGAACUAUUGACAUUGCAGCAUUCAACGUACAAAUUUUCGGCAAAAAGAAGGCGUCAGAGGCGAAGAUAAUGGACACACUCGUGAAGAUUGUUCUCCGCUAUGAUUUAAUUUUGAUCCAAGAAAUCCGCGAUUCAUCACAAACAGCCAUUCAGGAGCUGCUGACAGCCGUCAACGAAAGGUUAGUUAAGAAUACUUAUCAAUUGGAAGAGAGUGAACGACUUGGAAAUUCAAUCAGCAAAGAGCAAUACGCAUUUCUGUACAGAUCAGAUAUCUUCACCGUUGGUAGAAAAUAUGUUUAUGGAAGUAGAGAAACGAAAAAUCCAGCAAAGAAAAAAAAAACUGGGUUUGAAAGGCCGCCGUUUGUGGUCGAAUUCAAAAGCGAUAUCUUGGCACCGUUUAUUGCGAUUGGCAUUCACACACGUCCAGAUGAUAAAGGAAGUAUCACUGAAUCGGAGAUUGAUCUUCUUGUCGACGUCUAUGACGAUGCAAAAGAUUACCUGGGCACGAGUGACGCAAUAAUCAUGGGCGACUUCAAUGCAGGAUGCAGCUACGUGAGUGACUGGUCAUCCAUUAGAUUGGCAACUGAUCACAGAUUCCGUUGGCUCAUUAAAGAUGAUGAAGAUACCACACUAAGCACCAGAAAAUGUCCCUACGAUAGGCUUGUUGUUGCUGGGCAAAACAUGAUCGAUGCAGUUGACCCUUUGAGUCCUUCAGUUUUUCACUUUGAUUCAGAGUUUGGCCUUUCUUCUAGCGAGGCUUUAAAAGUCAGUGACCAUUACCCAGUCCAGAUGAAAAUUAAAACAAAACAAGGUUCAGGAACGGUGAUGGAAGAAGUGCAAAAUGCUUUUUAACAUCUACAGAUGACAGUUUUGAAUUUCAUAUGCAUAGAAGAAUUGCUUCUUUGCAAAUGUUUCAAGGUUGUAAUAGAAACAUUUCGUGAAACUGAGUAAUUGUUCAAUGUAAUUUCUCUGGUAUCCAUUA
This is a messenger RNA of Rhopilema esculentum, 3320 nucleotides long. The record is from RefSeq and is a predicted model, not a curated record. Lineage: Eukaryota; Metazoa; Cnidaria; Scyphozoa; Rhizostomeae; Rhizostomatidae.